Messenger RNA from Vanrija pseudolonga, 2132 nucleotides. RefSeq lists its product as uncharacterized. The record is from RefSeq and is a predicted model, not a curated record. Gene Ontology annotation, molecular function: protein binding. Bases 5 to 2068 code for a protein of 687 amino acids. The transcript has 6 exons. Lineage: Eukaryota; Fungi; Basidiomycota; Tremellomycetes; Trichosporonales; Trichosporonaceae.
GGACAUGCGCACCCCGGCAACAUCAACAACAACAACACCAGUAGCCCUCGCGGCGCUCCUCCUCGCCGCCACCGCCGCGACGGCCCAGUCGGUGCGCAGUGGCUGUUUGGCGCUCGAUGGCUCCGAGGCUUGCCCUGGGUUCAAGUACGCUUUCGUCUCGCCCGGCAACAUCUCGCAGACGGUCGAUGCCUUCAGCUUCAUGUCGAGCGUGCGCACGCUCGCCCAGUUUGACCGCGCAGUAAACCAGUACCUCACAAACACUUGGCCCUCGGAAAAGUUUGACAACGAGCUCGGGUGCUCGAGCGCCGACUCGGCAGUGAUUAGGUACCAGCGUACUUGGGUCUGCGGGCAGCUUACGUCGGACACGGGCGCGCAGGGGUGUUGGGGGGCAGUUCACGGAGAUGUGACCACCUUCCCCAAGGUGUGUACCGACACGUGCAACAAGUUCUCCACGUCCGAGCAGCAGAUUGUCGCCAACACGACGCUGUGCGAGCCCCUCGGCGCUACGGGUCAGGCGAACCGCCAGACGCAGCUCUCGACCGACUAUAACGCCUGCGCGCUCGUGUCGACCAGCCACGACACGUGCAUCACGGGCGACUCGAACGAGAACAACUGCGGCUAUGGGACGUACACUGCUGGUUUGUGCCAGCAGUGCUCGGUGUCGCCUGACCCGUGCUGCUACAAUGCCGGUAUCACCAAGGCCAUGUGCGGCUACGAGCUGAACGCCGCCAGCGCGUCCGCCUCGUCGUCGGCGUCAGGCAGGCCCACGAGCGGCGCGUCGACGGGCGGAAAGUCAAAGGGCAUCGGCGGCGGCGCGAUCGCCGGUAUCGUCAUUGGCGUGCUCGCUGGUCUUGCCAUCCUCGCCGUGCUCAUCUGGUUCCUCCUCCGCCGUCGCCGCAACGCGACCGGCACGAGCAAGCAGAACGGACGCAGGUUAAUCUCGUCGCCGAGCGAGAAGGACCUCGGCGCCGGCUCCACGGCAAACUUCUCGUCCCCCUCAAACGACACGCACCCGGACGUCAUCUCGUCGUCGCCUCCGCGCGGCGCGUCGAUCGGCGCGGGUGCCGGCGCCGCCGUCGCUGCUGGCGCUGGUGCCGUCGCUGCUGGCGGCGCUGCUGCGGUCGCUAACCGCGCGGCCGCGUCCCCGCCUCGUACGAACACGCCGCCGGUCGCCCAGCCCCCUGUGGCAAGCUAUAACAACUAUGCCACCCCGUCCCCGACACAGCCUGGCUUCGCGGCCCCUGCGGCUGGUGCCGCCGGAGCUGCUGCCACUGCCGGCGCUGCCGGCUCGGGCGCCACCUCGCCUACCACCUACGCCACGCCCACCUCGGCCUCGCCUCCCAGCUCGGGCCCCGCGUCGCCUACCCGUGCCCGCCCGCUGCCGUCCACCCCGACUUCUCGCAACGUCGCGGCCGGCGCCGCCGCUGCCACUGGAGCCGCUGCCGCCGCCGCUGUCGGUGCGGCCGCGUUUGCCAACAAGCCGUCGUCGGCGCCAUCUCCACCCCAGCAGCAGACCCGCGCGCCCGCUGCGCCACCUGCGCCUGUCGCCGCGCCACCCGCACCCCGUGCGCCGGCGCCGCCUGUUCCAGUUUCUGCCCCCCAGCCUCCCCCUGUGCAGCAGCAGCAGCAUGCCGCGUAUGCCAAGCCGCCACCUCCUGUCGCUGCGCCUGCACCUGCGCCGGUUCCAGUCAAGCCUGUUGCAGUUGCACCAGUCGCCGCCGCCGCUGGUGCUGCUGGCGUCGGUGCGGCGUCCCUGGCGGCCACGACGUCCAACGCUUCCUCUGCGCCCAAGACGUCGCCGGGCGGCCCUGUCCUCGUCCACAGCGUCAAGGACCAAGCCGGCGUCGACAUUGUCCGCGGCACGCGCGUCAACGUCAUCCAUCCGUACACUGCCGGCCUCGAGGACGAGAUUACGCUCCAGCCCGGCAUGAAGCUCGUCGUGCACGAGCUGUACGAUGACGGCUGGGCUUCGGGUACGGUUCUGACUGCGCCCGACCGGUUCAGCAAGGGACAGAUUGGGCAGGUGGGCAAGUUCCCCACGGUUUGCGUUGUCGCAUUGAGCCACUAGCGGAGACACGGACAAUGGCGCGGUUUCUUGACAUAUACUGAGAUGUAUCACUAAUACACGUCGG